Syngnathoides biaculeatus (alligator pipefish) is the source of this 3621-nucleotide messenger RNA. It is a transcript of the gene zbtb26, whose product is annotated as zinc finger and BTB domain containing 26. The transcript is spliced from 2 exons. Gene Ontology annotation, biological process: regulation of transcription by RNA polymerase II. The coding region runs from base 167 to 1480 and encodes 437 amino acids. Gene Ontology annotation, cellular component: nucleus. Lineage: Eukaryota; Metazoa; Chordata; Actinopteri; Syngnathiformes; Syngnathidae. The record is from RefSeq and is a predicted model, not a curated record. Gene Ontology annotation, molecular function: protein binding; RNA polymerase II cis-regulatory region sequence-specific DNA binding; DNA-binding transcription factor activity, RNA polymerase II-specific.
UUCAGUACAUUGUUAAUUUGCGUGUCAUUAUUUACAACUUCAUUUUGUUACUAAAAUGUUUCUUGCUUCAAUUCCAAUUCAUGGAUAUUAUGUGAUUCAUUGAUCAUCAGGACUAUGCAUUGGUGGAAAAAGCACAAACGUGCAUUGUUGCUGCCUGUAGUUCACUAUGGCCCAGAACCAGGUGAUCCUGCAGUUCCACUUUGCCACAUUUGGCGACUCUAUGCUGCAGAAGAUGAAUCUCCUUCGGCACCAGCGACGCUUCUGUGAUGUCACUGUACGCAUCAACCAGCUUAAAGUCUCAGGUCACAAGGUGGUGUUUGCUGCCGGUUCUUCUUUCCUAAGAGACCAGUUCAUCCUUCAGCAGGACUCCAAUGAAGUGCAGAUCUCAAUGAUCCAGGAGGCAAAGGUUGGCCAGCAACUACUUCUGUCCUGCUACACGGGCCAACUUGAGUUUCCUGAACUCGAGCUGGUCAAUUACUUGACAGUCGCCAGCUUCCUCCAAAUGGGCCACAUUGUUGAGCAGUGCACUCAAGCACUUAACAAGUUCAUCAAACCGCAGCCUCCUCACAAGCUGGAAGUGGAAAGUGAGACGAGAAAGGCAAGCAAGGAGGACGGUUUGAGAGAACGGGAGCACUGCCAAGCGCCGACUGUACAGAAGGUGGAGCCCAUGGUGGAUGAUAUCAGUAGUGAUGAUGAGGAAGAUGAUGAUGAUGACAUCAUCAUACAGCCCAAAUCUUCUCCUCAGCUCUCAGAUACAAAUCCCAGGCACGAUGUGGAUGAGAGUGACAUAAGCAUAGUAAAGGUGGAAUCUGUCCUGACUAACUUCCCCACCAGCUCUGCAGCUGGCCUGCGCUCACCCGAGCCCCAACACUCCCUCAUCAAUUCCACCGUGGACAGUCGUGGUAGCGAAACGACGGUGCCCCCGAGCAUGCCAGACUUUGGUCCACCUUCUCCGUCCAAUCCAGCAGAGAAACCAAGCGGUCACCAGAGGAACUACGACAAACCUCUCCAAUGGUACCACCAGUGCCCCAAGUGCAGCCGUGUCUUCCGGCAGCUGGAAAAAUACGCCAACCAUCUCAAGAUGCACAAGCUCUUCAUGUGCCUCUUGUGCGGCAAGACGUUCACACAGAAAGGCAACCUGCACCGACACAUGCGAGUCCACGCGGGCAUCAAACCCUUCCAGUGUAAGAUCUGUGGGAAAACUUUCACCCAGAAGUGCUCUUUACUGGAUCACCUGAACCUUCACAGCGGCGACAAACCUCACCGCUGCAACUACUGUGACAUGAUGUUCGCUCACAAGCCUGUUCUCCGCAAGCACCUCAAACAGAUCCACGGCAAGAACAGCUUCGACAAUGCAAAUGAAGGCAACCUGCACGAUGGGGGGCCUGAAGAGGGUGACAACACGGGGCCCUUUUUCAUUCACUCCAACAAUUACAAGACAGACUUAAAGGAGACAUAUUAUGGAAGUUUGAACUUUUAAUAUUGGUGAACAAAUAGUUGGGGGUAGUGCCUGCCAACCCAUCAAGGUGUGAAUUUAAAUAACCAAGUAAAUCUUUAUUUAUUUGCUUAUUUCUAAAAAAAAAAAAAAAAAUGUGUCUGUGAACAAGCGGUUCUGCACGCCUGCCCUACGGUUAAAAAAAAACCCACACUAAAUUUCUCUGCUAGGCCAGCCAAUGUUCCAGAGACGUGGUGCAGAAGCCCUAUCAUGUCAAAGGUACCAGGAAAGCAGAGCUGCAGUGUUAAGCACAGAUUAGCAUUAAUUAACAGUAUUAGCCUGUAAAGAUUAUGUUUGGGCAAGUUGUUGGGCCUGGGGUAUUUGUAUUUGACAAUGUCAUAAUGCUACAGUUCUACAUUGAUUGACAAGUUUACUUUGGUGGCUUGGUGAUGAAAUGUUGCCUCCACACAAAUGCGUUCAAAUCGCGAUGGGCGCUUGCUUCAAGUGGAUGUUUUCUGAAAAACGCAUAAUACAGAUCCUUUAAGGUACACUUUGUCACAAAGCUGCGCCGUGUCAGCAUAAAAUCUUCCAUGUUGAAAAAAAAAAAAACAAGGCAUCUUUAAGUUACAAAAUUGAUUUGUGGAGGAUAUAGCAUUGACCAAGGAAGAAGAUUGAUUUUGGGCAAGUGUGAGAAUCAUGCGUAAGCAACAAAUGAAUACUGUAGUACAUCCACCAAUAAUUUGGACAGCUGUAUACCAAUGGAGACAAAGCCCUUUCAAAUUGCAUUUCUGUUCAUCGGAUAUAACACAGUAACAUCACUUCAAAAAAAAACAAACACAACUGAUGCUCUAUGUUGGUCACUUUUCAAAACUAAAAUAUAUUGCACUAUAAGUAGACAACUUUGUCUUCCGCUUGUCAUGCAGACUGACUGUGCUUGUCAGAAAAUUAUAAAUAUGGAUAUUCCUGUUGUUUUUGUGUUUGGUUUCCCAUCUUCACGUCUAUUUCAUUGGGGGUGACUGCUUCGUCGAUCUAAAGAAAUACUCGACACAGGUGGCAUUGGAGAAAUUGUCAUGUGCCACUUUUCAAAGUUAGUAAAUACACUUGAUGUAUGAAUUCUCUCAAAAGAACCUAAUCUUGAAAGUUUCUCAUUUGAAAAGCAAGUUAAGUCGGAAAAUGUGACCUUUCACAAUGUACAAUGUAGUCAAUGUUAAGUACCACUGCAGCUUUCUGGAUUGGCUCCCCAAGUGCAGUGCGUGAACGCCUGCUUGAAAAGUCCUGUGUUUUCAUCAGUGGUGGUAUCAGCAGGUUAUGUGAUAGUUUGCCACAUAACCUGUGUAGAAAAACUAGCUAUGGAUAGCAUAACAUGUACGUGCCGCAGCAUCGUGACGGCAUAAAGCUCGAACUGUCAUUGGAGUGUCUUUUUUUUGAAGAGAAAAACCUCUUGCUAUAAGGAUAGCCAUCAUGCCCCCAUUUUUUAAUUUAUUUUUUUAUACACAAUGGCUCAAACUAGCUAAAUGGAAUGCUGCUGACUAUACACCUCAUUUAACUUGUGUAUGUUCCAGCUCCUGCUGAACUCUGCUUCUUCAUAGAGACUAAACUGUGGUUGAUGUUUCAAUAUAACUUUAUCACUGUAGACUUACUCCAUCAAAUUGUAGAUGCCUUCAUUUUGCACUUGAAACUAUCAGUGUUGCAACAUACAUUUUAUUGAUUGUUUUGUAUAACAGAAAACCUUAAACAUAUCUAUACGAUUGUACAGUAUAUAGGUAGCCUUUUAUGUGUACAACAAGUAUGUGGAACCAUUAAAUACCUGGUGCGGCUUUCUUAGAUUUGAAAAAAGGUGGUACUCAAUUGAAAGUUAUUUCUGUUCUCCUGGAAAAAGAGCUUUGCACCCCCCCCCACCCCAAAAAAACAAAAACAAAAUGCAUAAAAUGUAAAAAAACCAUUAUCACUGUGGUUAAAGUACGUCUUUCCUUACCUACCCAUUGUUCAUGUGAAAUGUAAUGUUUUUUGAGUAUAAUAAUAAAUAUUGCAAUUUAUGAUUCCUUCGGCGAAGGAACUUGUUUGAAAUAGUAUUUUGUUCGUAUCUACUAUUCUUUUCCCCCUGUGAAUUAAUCAGGCAUAGUGAUUCCACUCAGGAUGUUGUGGCAGACUAGUGUGCCAUGAGAUAUUGUAAAGGGUGACAAAGU